Messenger RNA from Vitrella brassicaformis, 1261 nucleotides. NCBI's taxonomy places the organism in Eukaryota, Vitrellaceae. The record is from the annotation of a GenBank genome assembly.
CCCGUUCCAUCAUCCACCCACCAUAUAUACAACCAGGCCAGGCAACACUAUCCCUCUACACGACACGCCCCUUAAUUAAUCAACUAGCGUAAGUUGUCACCUCCCCCACUCUCUCCCCACAGAGGGCUGGCGUCUUGCACCCUCCCCACCUCCACCCCUAGAAACAGCACCAGCAGCAGCUCCCUCACCCGCUGACUCGGCUGGCUCUCUCGACCCUUCACCGAUGGUGGUGGUGGUGGCGGCGGUGGUGGCUUCACCAGCCGCGGCAAUGCUCUCGGCCUCGCUGCGUAUGGCAUCAUACGACACACACCAUGACUGCACACACACAGGGAGGGAUGAGACCAGCACCCACACAUCACGGCAGACAACGUGUCGUGUGUUAGCGGUGCCCACCGUGUCCUGGCGAUAUUUUACCCAUAGCACAGGGGAGAUAAACGGUUUGACGAAGCAGUGCAAAUGCAGGUGAUCCACGGAAUGCCAUGGCGGCGCGUGGAAACUGAACUGGAGGCGGUCGUCGAAGGGCGUCCCCGCCAUCGAAUCAUGCGACCGACUCCCCUUCUUCCUGGUUCGCGUCUUUGCAAACUCGUCAGCUGCCACCUGCUGCCCCACUCGCCUCAUGUGGUCGAGGAGGGGCACAUGGGAGCUGUCGAGCGUCCGACAGUUUCUGAUGUGCUUCUUCGGACAGACCUGAGGGAAAAAUUGCAUACACACAAGGCUGUUUGUGUGGCUGCAUGUGGUGGUGCCUGCUCACCAGUAUGUGGACGAGAGAAGCAGGCUCUCGUGGAGCAAAGGAGAUCACAGACUCAUCUGCAGCAGACACAGACAGACAGACAGACAGCAACGCAGGAACAGCAAGCAAACUGCAUCAUCCAUCACGUAGGUGCUCGUGUGAGAAUGUCGUGCGUCACCUUCAUAGAGUACAGAUCCCUUCCCAUUGGCCGGCAGCUCCUCGCCCGACGCGAUCCGGCAGAACACACACUUGAGCACUUCACCAUACUCGCCUGCCCACACAACCACAGGACAGGCAGCCAUCCAUACGGUCGGUCUUCCAUCCACUAAUCACCGACUGGCUUACCAUACGUCACGCUUUUGUAGAGGCCGACAGGCUGGAAGAUCGGCUGCCUCGGCAGCAAUCGCAUGGGGCCUUCGAAACAGAGCCUGGCAGUGCUUCUCUUGGACCAGGUGCUGGUUGAUUGUUCAAUCGACGACACCACAAAGACGAUGAUGGCGAGAGCAUGGGACAGGUCCCAUAGCAUUCCCC